Molecule: messenger RNA, 1308 nt
Organism: Bathycoccus prasinos
Lineage: Eukaryota; Viridiplantae; Chlorophyta; Mamiellophyceae; Mamiellales; Bathycoccaceae
Exons: 1
Coding region: 1-1308 (435 amino acids)
Source: RefSeq, a predicted model, not a curated record
AUGGAAGAAGCGGAGGCGCGCCGGGCGGUGAGGAAAGCCUUGAGCGAGGCGCGCGCGAAUUCGCUUUUUUCUUCCUUGUCUUCUUCGAGUGUUCGAGGGUGUCAAAAAAAAAGUGAACGAACACUCGCGUUCGCGAAGCUCACGGACACGCUCGGCGAGUGUCUCGAAAAGAUGAAAGAAAAAGACGUGCUGUCGCUACCGAUUUUGGAUUUGGAGAAGAAAACGACCAAGGAUUCGUUCCACGGGUUCGUCGCGGUGGAGAGUUGUUUGAGGGUGUUUUUGGAAAACAUGGCGGUGUUUCUCGUGGGACGGAAACAGGAGCCUUUUUGUGUCACCUCGCACGAAAGUUCAAGCGCGAAUCCGAGAGUUAUGCCUCCGAUGAUUGAAGAGUUGGGAUUGCAACCAGGAGACGUGUCGAGAUUCGGGUGUCAAUACAGCGGGGACGUUCCGGCGAAAAAAACGAGAGAGGACGAGGAAGAUCCCAUCGCGAGCACGUUUCACGCGACGGUGCAAAGCGUGCUCGAUCGCCUGACGGCGAAUCCGAGAUCGAGAAUCGUGGUGAGAGAUUCGGAAACCCUUUUAUCGAUUUUGAAGGAAAAGAUCGCGAAGAUUCCAAGAGCGCACAGGUGUCUCGUCGAGCGUUUAGAUGGGACGAGUCACGCGAAACACGACGUGUUGAGUUGCACGGAUAUUGUGAAAUAUCUAAACGAGAACGUUGAAGUUCAAGCCGCUUUGGCCAACGUUUGUUUGGCCGAUGUGCCGUACUUGUUUAGGAAAGGUUUCACGGUAUUGAAAAGCGGAGAGAAGAUCUACAGAGACGAGACGUUGUUCGUGACAAAUAACGAUGCGCUUCGACAGCAAUCUGCUCUCGAUUUCUUCCCGGAUAUCGUCGGCGAAAAAGUCUCGGUGUGUUUCGUCACCACGGUACCGUCGAGUUUCGUCACGCCUCGUCCGAGAGAUUUCACGGUACACGUGCGAGGUGAUAUAACCUCCUCUGAUCUCAGAGGAAUGAACAUUGAGAACCUAUCGAUGUUGAAAUCGGAUCCGCUUUCGUUUGCGGCGACCAUGCGAAGACGCCAUCAUCGCGAUCAAACGAAAGCGGAUAUCGGUGUUUUCCAAAGCGUAGAUCCAAAAAACACGUCUUUAAAAGACGUCAUGGUACUUUUCGCCAACGGGUGUCGAAGAGUGUAUGUCGUCAACGGCGAUUUAACUGGAUCCUCUGGAGUUCUCGACGCGAGAAACUUUCUCGUCGGUUUGACCUUACAAGACGAGGACAUCGAGUGCGUCGUCAGCGAAGGCUCGCAAUAA